Messenger RNA from Oryzias melastigma (Indian medaka), 920 nucleotides. RefSeq names its product parkinson protein 7 (gene park7). The transcript has 6 exons. Gene Ontology annotation, cellular component: cytosol; nucleus. The record is from RefSeq and is a predicted model, not a curated record. Lineage: Eukaryota; Metazoa; Chordata; Actinopteri; Beloniformes; Adrianichthyidae. Gene Ontology annotation, biological process: protein deglycation, glyoxal removal; guanine deglycation, glyoxal removal. The coding region runs from base 113 to 682 and encodes 189 amino acids. Gene Ontology annotation, molecular function: protein deglycase activity.
GGACGUUACCUGGCAACCCAAGUGCAGCUAAGCUCCAUGCCUCUCGCUGCCUGAAACUGAGCAAAGCCGUCGCAACGCAUUUCCACCUGUAAAAGCAAAACUAUCAUCAAAGAUGGCUGGAAAAAGAGCUUUAGUAAUUUUGUCUAAAGGCGCAGAGGAGAUGGAAACGGUUAUUCCCGUGGACGUCAUGCGCAGAGCAGGGAUUGCUGUGACUGUUGCGGGUCUGACAGGAAAAGAGCCCGUCCAGUGCAGCAGAAACGUUGUCAUCUGUCCUGAUACUAGUUUGGAGGAGGCCAGCAAACAGGGUCCCUAUGAUGUGGUGCUCUUACCAGGAGGAAUGCCCGGAGCCCAAAACUUGGCAGAGUCCCCUGCUGUGAAGGAGGUGUUAAAGGAUCAAGAUGCUAGAAAAGGCCUGAUUGCAGCCAUCUGUGCAGGCCCUACCGCCCUCCUAGCCCACGGCAUUGGCUUCGGCAGCACCGUCACAACACACCCUGGCAUGAAGGAGAAAAUGAUGGCUGGAGAUCACUAUAAAUAUUCAGAAGCUCGAGUACAGAAGGAUGGACAUUACAUCACCAGCCGUGGGCCAGGAACCAGCUUUGAAUUUGCCCUGACAAUUGUAGAAGAACUUAUGGGGGCCGACGUGGCGACUCAAGUCAAGGCUCCUCUUAUUUUGAAGGACUGAAUGUAUCGCCAUUACUUAAAACAAUCACAAAAGUCCUCUCUCAGUAAUAAUUAAUAUAUGCAGUUAGCUAUGUGUCAAAUAAAGCAGUAAUUUUCACCCAACUGUAUGAUUCAGAAUCAUCUUCCUAUAUCAAAAAGGCUUACAAAUGCUUUCAAGACUGGAACUUCUAAAUUUCAAGCAGCCUAUGUUGACAGUUAAAUGUUUUUCAAACUACAAAAUAAAAGUUGCGAGUGAUAAA